Molecule: messenger RNA, 1857 nt
Organism: Lotus japonicus
Lineage: Eukaryota; Viridiplantae; Streptophyta; Magnoliopsida; Fabales; Fabaceae
Exons: 10
Coding region: 1-1524 (507 amino acids)
Biological process (GO): DNA recombination; DNA replication; DNA repair
Cellular component (GO): nucleus
Molecular function (GO): DNA binding
Source: RefSeq, a predicted model, not a curated record
AUGGCUUAUACAGCUGGUACUUUUAAUCCGCUGCGAUCUUUAUUCCCUGGGAAAGAAACCUGGAAAGUCAAGGUUCGCGUUCUUCGUGUGUGGGAGAUGUUUCCUGUCGGUGAUCCUUCCAAACCUUAUGCCAUUAAUCUUGUCCUAAUUGAUGAACAGGGAGUCAAAAUUGAAGCUUAUAUUAACAAGAAUUACAUGCCGAAGUUUCGAGGUGAAUUUGCUGAUGGUAAUGUGUAUAAGAUAACCUAUUUUGCUGUUGGUGUAAAUGGUGGUGCAUUUCGUGCAUGUGAACAUGAGUACAAGAUAUUUUUCACUUCAAGGACUCGUGCUGUCCCUGAUUCUUGUGAUAUCAUUCCAACUGUUGGGUUGACAUUGAAGAACUCUGCUGAGAUUGAGGCUACUUUGGGGGAUUCUGAUUAUCUCAUAGAAGUUCCAAGUGAGAGGCAGUAUGAAAAAUCUGGAAAUGUAACAAGGAAGAUUGAGCUUGAGCUAAUUGAUGACAAGGGUAAGGUCAGGUGUGCUCUCUUUGGAAACUAUGUGGACAUUGUGAAGGAAUUGUUAGCUGGAAAUGGGAGCAACUUACCGGUUGUUGUUGUGCAGUUGGCUAAAAUUAAGUCAUUUAGAGGUAAUGUGGUUAUUCAAAAUGUCAUGAAUGGGACUAAGAUUCUUUUUAACCCUGAUAUUCCUGAAGUGACCUCUUUUCGGAAUGGUUUGGCAUUGCAUGGGAUUGAUUUUGACAUUCCUAUUGGUGAGAUUGAUGGUGGGGUUCCUUAUGUGACUGUUGAUGAGGAGUUUAUUUCCCAGUUUCCUAGGAAGACAAUUCAGGAGUUGCAUUCCACUGCAGAGGAGGGUAUAUUCAUAGUAUUGGCUACAAUAAGUGAUUUGGUUGAUGGGGAGAGAUGGUAUUAUACCUCGUGCCGCUGUCAUAAAUCAUUAACUAUUGAGCAAGGUCUCUAUUACUGUCGGGGAUGCGCAAUGUUUGUGCUUGAAUUGAUUCCAAGGUUUAUAAUUAAGGCUGAGGUCUAUGAUGGGGAAGAAGCAGCUACAUUUGUGAUGUUUGAUACUGAUGGUGAAUCUAUCAUUAGAAAGAGUUGCAAAGAUUUGGUUCUGGGUAGCAAGAUUGAUUCUAUUGGUGAAUACCCUGAUGCUGUGAAGGACAUAGUUGGGCGCGAGUUCCUUUUCAAGGUUGAGAAAGUCUGUGACCAUGGUGUGAAAUUUGAUGAUUCUUUUAAAGUAAAGAAGAUCUGUGAUAAUCUUGGUGUCAUUGAAAUGUUCAAGUCUAAAGUUGUUGUUAAUACUCCUACGAAGUUGAUAACCGAUGCAUUUGUUUCCAAACUUGCUUCUGGAUCAAAUGAUCAUCCAUUGAGUGACAAUAUGGCUGAUUAUUCUGGUGAACUGUCAGAAAUUGGGGGGAUCGCUGUUUCGCUUGAUGACAUUUCACCUGUGGAAUGUUCUUCUGUUCUUUCUGCUGCUGGUUGUUCUGCUGAUCGCGAUUCAAGUUCUGGGAACGUGCCAAGAGGAUGAGGACAAGGAAGGUCAAACUUGAUCUUUAGGGAUUUGGCUAUGAAUGAAGUGGGGAGUACUUUUAUGUAGUAGUUUGAUGUUCAGGACGUUAUGGCUUAGUUUGUACCUUAUGUUAAUUUCAUCCUCUUUUUGGGACUUGUGUGGCAGUGAAUGUUAAGCUUAUUUUGUUGUUUGAUCCUUGGUGGUGAUAUAAUGUUUUGGGUGGAUAAUUUGUAAGUUUGCUUACAAGCUUCUGUGGGAGUAAUUUGUUUCAGUUAUGUACUUAUGAUGUACUUAAAUAUUGUAAUUUUCUAAAAUUUUAAUUAUCAAAGGAUUGUACUGUUAGUUGAUAAC